This is a messenger RNA of Aricia agestis (brown argus), 4560 nucleotides long. RefSeq lists its product as uncharacterized. NCBI's taxonomy places the organism in Eukaryota, Metazoa, Arthropoda, Insecta, Lepidoptera, Lycaenidae. Gene Ontology annotation, cellular component: cytoplasm; membrane; adherens junction. Gene Ontology annotation, molecular function: actin filament binding; beta-catenin binding. The coding region runs from base 89 to 3652 and encodes 1187 amino acids. Gene Ontology annotation, biological process: cell migration; cell-cell adhesion; cellularization. The transcript has 15 exons. The record is from RefSeq and is a predicted model, not a curated record.
UUUAUUUCAGUUUGUUGUAAUUUAAUAUUGUAAUUUAACCUUUAUACAUUCACUGUAACUAUAAUCACUGCAUUCAAUCUUAUAAACUAUGGAAUCUAAUGAAAUAGAAGCAAAGUGCAUGGAGUUUAAAAGUCGUAAAAAUGUAGAUUCAUUUGUGGCUUUACAAUUCGUUUUGAAUCUAUUGGUUGGUGAUAUUCACCCGUUUAUGAGGAAUUUAGCAAACCAAUUGAAAGAAGUUAAAAAAGAAGACGUCUCAGAAGAAUCUUUGCAGAAAAUUCAUAAUGUUUAUGUCCUGUGUUCAGAUCAAAUAAAAAAAUGUUUAAUUAACUUUCUGGACCUUAUAAGAAUAGAAAACAGGGGUGGAUAUUGUAUUUCGGAGAGCAGAAAUUGUUUGUUUGAGAGAAUUUCCUGGUGUUACCAAAGGUUGCUUACCACUGAGGAGCAACUGAACAACCUCAAGAAUAAUGAUCCAUUGAACCAAUCAAAUGACUCCUUACUUCUGGAUUCCAUGUAUUUUGUCAACUGGGUAGACCAAACAUUCGAGAUACUCAGUAAAAUGUCAAGUAUUGUUUACAAAACUAAUUUUGAAGAUGAGCUGGUGGAGUGUGUGAGAGGCUUGCACACGUCCAUAGAUGAGCUGCUGCUAUCUGCCAUGACGCUGUGCAGAUACUGUCUACCAUCUGACCAAGUUGUUGUUAAGGCUCGCUGUGAAGUAGUUCUAAGAGAAACAAAGGCACUUUUAAGUGAUUUAAUAGAAGGUGAUGUAGACUCUGAAUAUCAAGCUACUAGGGAGAAUUUGAAAUUACCCAUCAUGCCUUUCAAUGUAAGUGUGCUGAUAGAUGUAUUGAAGGAUGUUUUGUAUGCAUUAGAAACGAAUACAAACACAUCUCUACUAGCAUUACUAGUGCAUUCAUUCAGUCAGAAUGUGUCACCAGCACAUAUGCUCCAAGAACAUCUCAAAAAGUCCCACUUAUCAUGUUCCUGCUUGUCAGAAAGUUCUGAAGAUAUUGAGGAGACAUGUGAAUUUGUGAAAAAAUUUGAUACAUACAAUGAAAGGUUGCUGCAAAUUGGUACUUUUGCUAUGUCAUGCUCUUGUGAUGAGAAAAGAAUCCUAGGUCUCCGAAGUGGUCUAGCUAGCUUAGAAGCACUAGAUCCCCAUCUAGUACCUGCCCUGAUGCUGUCUCCUACCAGCCACCAUUCUGCAGUGCUUUUGAAUAUUUGGUCUGAAGAAGUGAUGCAGAUAAGAAAUAAUGUCUUCCUUAUUGUCGAUCCUUCUGCUUUUGCUGAGAAAACGAAGCAAAUAAUGCAACAAAAGUUGUUGGAGUUAAUGAAAGGAAAAAGCUACGAUAACAGCAGAACAUGUGAGGUCAUCAACAUUGGUUACUUGGUGUAUGAGUUCUUUGAUGUUUACAACAAGAAUGAACCGGAGGCUCUGCCUCAAAGUGAUGACCUGAAAUGUCUCCUUGAUAAUUUGUACAAAGCCCAAAUGGAAUGUAAGAUUGUAAGCAACAGUCUUUGCUCCGAAGGAGAUUUUGUCUACGACAUAAAGAAAGCAAACAUUACAGUUGGCUACAACAAACUUAUUAAAAGACUGCAACUUCUAUAUACAAUCGUAAAGAGAAUAUACUUUAUAUUUGUGCCUAAAGAAAAUGAUGAUGACUUCUAUAAUGAUGAACCAGCUGAAGUGAGAAAUGACACGUACACUUUAAACAUAAAGAAGCAAACCUAUGUACAGUCACCCAGAAAACCAGCUAACAUAACAAAAAGUAUAUUCGCGCGGACUAUCAACUUAAGAAAUACUCCACGAAAGCUACCAUUGGCCAUUUUAACAAGGCACUUGAAAACUAAGACGGAUUUGAGUUUUUCCAUCAAACUCGAUGAAAUUGAUCUCUCAGAUAUGAAGAAGCGUGAAUCUUCAAUAUUGUAUCAUCCAAAUGUAAAACCUAGGUCACUAAGAAAGGCGGUACUUAGCAAGCAUUUAACAGCCAAAUGUGAAAUGGAUAAUGUGAUGCAAGAUCAAUCUGAGAGAGGUUCUAAGGAUAGUUUCAUGGAUGAUUCUAUGAACUUACAAAUAACAGAUGUCCUAAACCAGCUGAACGAUUUAACAACUAGCGUGGCUGCGAAUAUGAGACGACCUUUCAAUUCCACUGCUAUCAUUGACAGAGAAGACCGUCCCAACCGUCAAGAAGUUAAUACUGCCAGAAAAGAAGUAGACAGUCUGAAUAUAACUCAACCGUCAGAAGUUAAUACUUUGGAACGAAUAAAAGACCUGGAACUUGUUGAGAGUAAACUCAGUGAUUUAAGAUUUGGACAUAUUGAAACAAGUCUAAGACUUCAUAAAUUAUUGAACGUGUCACUGUUUGUCGCCUGUUCAUUCUACGUCGGCCAGGUCUCCAGUCUACCGGCAGACACUUCUAAUCAAUGGCCAGUAUUCCAAAGGAGGAACUUGGCGAGCUUAGCUAGGGAGGGAUAUCUGAAAGGAGUGGGGGGCAGCGACAAGCGGAGCAUCUCGACCCUGGCCAAAAACGGUCAGCUCCCGACCUUCCGGUCUCCAUACGGUGAAGCCGUUAAGGAUGACCCUGAUGAUGAAGGGUCCCACGAGAAAAGGGACUUGGCUGCGCUAGCCGAGCUGCCGAGCUUCUCCGGCUACAAGAGAAACAUCCAAGCGCUGGCUCGAGACGGGCACCGCUUCGGCAGAAACCAGCAGACCGACAAACGCAACAUCCAAUCGAUGGCACGCAAUGGGUACAUACACAAGAGGAACGUUCUAGGCGGCGACGAGUACUACUACCCUUUCUACCAGAAUUCGGUACCUCCGCUGGCUGAAAUGGACGGCCCACUCGAUUUCAAUGAGCUGUACGACUUCCAGCAGUCUAUCAAUCCAGAAAUGCUGCCACCGCUGUCCCAAGUUUUCAAGAAGAGCGACGUCGACUACUUCCCGGAGUUCAAUUCGAAGAUGGACUACGAUUCGAAGUGGAAUUUGAAGAGGGGCGCAGCCGGUCUGCCCGCCCAUGGACUAUACAGACCGGUCUACAUUGACCUGAACAGCAGCGACAGGAACAAGAGGUCCAUCUACUCGAUCCCGGACGUCCUGGACCGAAAUGACGUCGACGUGCCUGACGAUUACGACACCGAAAAUGAUGAUAAGCGAUCAGUCGAUUUUGAUGAAGCUUUCCGUGACAAUUUUGAAAAGCGCCACAUUGGGUCCUUGGCUCGCUUAGGGUUAUUGCCUUCGUUUAGAUUUACUGGCGGCCGCUAUAGUAGGUCUGGACGGGCGAGAUUAUUAUUGCCUAGCCAGGAGUUAUACAGGAAGCAUUCCCCUAACGAGAAUUUCGGGUUUAGGCAAUAUAUCUCUGAUACCGAAGCUGACGCACCCGGCUCUGACGACGCCGACGUACCGCCGCCGGCAGUAUCUGCUCACACGCACCCGACCGGCCGCCUCCUCCACCGAUUGAGCGACAACCACAUCCCCCACUACCCGCACAAGCUCGACUACGACCGCUGGCAGCCCAACAGCCCCAAAUACUACUACUUCAGGUCCCUCAAAGUCCCCUACCACGCUUCCGGCAAGAGGUAUCUCGUUGAGCCCGAUAUGAAGAUGAGGAAAUCCCACACCAACGCGAGCCUGCCCAGCCGUCGGAAGAACCAGUAGCUGUGUGCUUGCAAGCUGGGCAGACAGCUGCGCGGCUAAACUCCGUCUAAGGAACUCUAUCAAUUAUAUCAAAUUGUAUUGAAUUAUGGGGAUAAUCAGGGUUAGUUCGCACUCAGAGCUAGUCCGGAUAAUUCAAGGUAAGGCUAGCAAGUAUUUUAGCUUGCGCUGGUUUAGUGUUUACUUCAAUUAUCCGGGCUUACCUUCUUCCGGACUUACCCUGAUUGGCCUGAUAUAUGAAAGUUGUGUUAUGUUCCUUGAUAUCCAUAGUUGUAACAUCAAAACUUGUAACUUUUAUAUUAGGCUAGCGGUGUAAGUCAUUCGGGAUCUAAAGACGACUUCGGCCAUUACAUAACGACUAUCAGAUAGUAAUAUAAUUGUGUUGCCAAUCGCAAAUUAGAUUAAGUCUAUUUUAAUGUAAUAGCUAGUCAAAUAAUUGAUGUGAUUAAUGAUUAGGUAAUUGUUACAUAGCAGUUAUCAAGGAAUUCUCUUUACAUCAUCACUUUUCGACGUCCGAAUUUCGUUAAACAAUAAUAUUGUGUGCUUUAAACAUUAAUAUCUAUUAUCUAUUCACAUAUCUGUACAAUAAGUAUACCUACAAUUUCCUCCUUUGGAAUAACAUCCAUUUUAGCUGUGUUUGACAAAUAAAUUAAACUAAAUAUUUUUAUAUUCUUAAACUUUUCGAUUUGACUCCUAUUGUAGCUUGAAGCUUUAAUAGAAUCCACUAAUUAUAGGAUUCGGACAAUAAUCGAAAAUAUGGCGACCACUUGGAUAAUAAUUUUAAAAUAUUUAUAUUGUAGUCUCCUUAUACAAGUCCUAUUCGUUAUCGAAAUGUAUUUUUAAAUAUAAGUACUAGUUGGAUUAACUCUAGUGUCCUAUUUAUUGUAAAUAAAGAAAAACUCACGACAGAU